Messenger RNA from Sceloporus undulatus (fence lizard), 3433 nucleotides. RefSeq names its product protein phosphatase 1 regulatory inhibitor subunit 16B-like. The record is from RefSeq and is a predicted model, not a curated record. Gene Ontology annotation, cellular component: cytoplasm. Gene Ontology annotation, molecular function: protein binding; enzyme inhibitor activity; protein phosphatase regulator activity. Bases 258 to 1973 code for a protein of 571 amino acids. The transcript is spliced from 11 exons. Gene Ontology annotation, biological process: regulation of sprouting angiogenesis; establishment of endothelial barrier. Lineage: Eukaryota; Metazoa; Chordata; Lepidosauria; Squamata; Phrynosomatidae.
GAAAUGGAUCUGGGCUUGUAGAGAAAAGCAACUCUCCCCUUUGAGAGAAUAAGAAUGCAGAUGCAGUCCUUUGUGAAUGACAGUGGCCUCUGCCGCUUCACAGGAUUUCAUCAUGUGCUCUUCAAAAUCUAGGAAGAAGUCCUCCCAGUCCAGCCACAGAAUGUUUUCUUAGCACCAGACAGCUAUCACAAGGGGCUCAGACUGGGCUUCUGAUCCAGCAGAAGUGUGGUUGACCCAUUGACCCAUUCACUGAGGCAAUGGACACCCACGUGGACUUGCUGACCGAGCUCCAGCUGCUGGAUAAGGUGCCCACACUGGAGCGGCUCCGGGCGGCUCAGAAGCGCAGAGCUCAGCAGCUGAAGAAGUGGGCACAGUAUGAAAAAGAGAUGCAGCACAAGAAGAGAAAGCAUGAGAAGAAGAGAAAUGCUGUCAGCCGCAAGAAGGUUUCCUUUGAGGCUAGUGUUGCAUUGCUGGAAGCAUCGUUAAGAAAUGACAUUGAAGAGGUCUGUUAUUUAUUGAACAACAGCUUUAGUCCAGACCUGUGCAAUGAAGAUGGAUUAACUGCACUGCAUCAGUGCUGCAUAGAUAACUAUGAGGAGAUAGUUAAGCUUCUUCUGAACCAUGGGGCCGAUGUUAAUGCAAAGGACAAUGAACUGUGGACUCCUCUGCAUGCAGCUGCAACAUGUGGACAUAUCAAUCUGGUGAAGAUCCUAAUUCAGCAUGGGGCAGACUUGCUGGCAGUGAACGCAGAUGGCAACAUGCCAUAUGACCUCUGUGAGGAUGAACCAACUCUAGACGUCAUUGAGACUUGCAUGGCAUACCAGGGCAUCACACAAGAGAAAAUCAAUGAGACACGAGCAGCCCCAGAACAAACAAUGGUUGAUGAUAUCACAGAGCUGAUAGCAACUGGGCAAGAACUGAACAGAAUGGAUGCUCAAGGUGCUACUUUGUUACAUAUUGCUGCAGCCAAUGGAUAUCUACACGCGGCAGAGAUCCUUCUAGACCAUGGAGCAAAACUGGACCUCAAGGACUGGGAUGGCUGGGAACCCCUCCAUGCUGCUGCAUUCUGGGGACAUAUGCAGAUGGCAGAAUUGUUAGUGUCACAUGGUGCAAGUCUGAGUGCCCGAACAGCCAUGGAUGAGAUGCCAAUAGACCUCUGUGAAGAAGAAGAAUUUAAGGUUCUGCUCUUAGAACUGAAGCACAAACAUGAUGUCAUCAUGAAAUCUCAGAUGAGACACAAGUCCUCCUUGAGCCGGAGAACCUCAAGCACUGGAAGCAGAGGAAAAGUGGUGCGAAGGGCAAGUCUUUCUGACAGAACAAACCUUUACAGAAAGGAGUAUGAGAAGGAAGCCAUUAUCUGGCAACAAAUAGAAUCUUCAGAAGAGCAAAGAACCACCGAUUAUAAUGGGGACAUCCGGGAGUCUUGCUCCAACCAAGAGAACACAGAUCCAAACUCUACAGUAGAUAUGUCCACAGUUCUUCCAGAGUUGGUAACCAAAAGUACACAGUGUGACUCGAACACUCUGCUCCAAAAUGGACUCAGUUUAUCCUCCACUGCUUACCAAUACACUGUCCCCAAUGGAGAUAUUUGGAAGAUGCAUUCUGCUUUGGACAAUGAUGCAAGCCAAGCAUUGCCCUAUGAUGCUCCUGCAAUCUCUGACUCUCAUCAGAUCUGGGGUGGCUACAAAGAAAGGAGUCACCAAACUCUCUCUGAGCUGAAACGGCAGCGAGCAGCAGCCAAGCUUCUCAACCACCCCUUCAUCAGUACACACUUUGGUAGCAAUGUGGGAAGUACAACAGAAAAUGUGGGAGAAGCAAAAGAGCACUUGAUUAGCUCCAGGACUCCUACCUAUACAUCCAAUGGGACUUCAGUUUAUUACACAGUAUCAAGCGGUGAUCCACCUCUCUUAAAAUUCAAAGCUCCCAUGGAAGAAAUGGAGGAGAAAGUGCAUGGGUGUUGCAGGAUUUCCUGAUCUAAAUUCAUUCCUCACUGAUGGAAAUACCAAGCUGGGUGGGCAUGUUACAUCCAUUACUGAACCUUGGUUUUAACCAUUGCUAAAUGGGAGAACCUGAAUUGGUCAUUCCAGGCCAGGUUCUACCAGGCUUAUUCAUUUAUAGUACCUUACUUUGCUUUUGCAGUUCCACUGAAAUCAACAAGUACAGGUGGGAAAGAGAAGUCCAUAGGGAAAAUUCCUUAUUAAAAAUUGCUGUCCACUAGUGUGUGAAAAAUGAUUAAACCCAUUUGAUUUCAAAUCCCAUUUGAUUUAGGAUUUCCAUUUAUAGACUUCCUUAGGCCACUAUGUUUCCCAAAACUGGCACUUUGGGAACACAAAUUUCUCAUCACAUGCUUGGUGCACCAUAUCAAAGGUAUGUGAUUGGAAUCCAGCACUUUUAUAAGCAGACUAGUGGACUGUGGAAGGAUCCAGUUGGUCUACACAAACGUGAGGUGUUUGCACACAGGAGAUAUAUGCACUUUAACAACCAGUCUGAAGGUUUAGCUUGUUAUGAGAAAACACAUUUAGGACAUUAUUUAUAUUAUUGCCAAUUUUGAGCCAUCAUUUACUGCAUUACUCUUUGUAUAAAAACGGAUAGGUCAUGUCUGCAAACUUUCACCCUUUCAUAAAAGGGUGGAAUAUUCUUAGUUCUUUAGAGGAGAAAUACAGUUAAACAGAAUUUAUGGUCAAUGUAUAAUAUUCUUCACCAGUAGUCUUUUUACUUUGCACUUGUACAGUUUCAAUUUUAUCAUAAAUUCAAUUUUAUUAUGUUUCAUCAGCAAAUUAUGGCUUUGGUUUUCUCCAAAGCUCUGUUAGGAAAACUCUUCUUCCACUCAACCUAACUUCUCACCAUGCAGACUCGUGUAAUUUUUUAAAAUCUUGCAUCACUAUACCUAUGAGAUAAUUUAAAAUAGUUCUUAAAUAUUAAUGUCUAUGAUCUACCCAUUUUUGGAAAAAUCUCUAUCUUACUGUUUUUUCAUAUCAUUCUCUUUAUAUUUAUCACUGUUUGCUUUUCUCAGAAUUUCUUCCUGCCAAGGCCAAUAAAAGAAUUUGGUGGGCAGAAUUUUUAAGCCUGAAAAUACCUAAUUUUGACAAUUGUAGGUAGUAUUACACAUUAUGGAAAAUGAAGGGCUGCCACUGAAACCGGUAUAUCCAGGUUGAGUUCUCCUUUGUCAUAAUGUGGGGUUAUACUUAUUCCAUGCUGUGAUGUACAGCAUGAUGCAUUGCCCCAUCCCACUGCUGUCAAAGAAGGAAGAAUACAUAUCAUGGCAUUACUGCAAGUGUUACUAUAUGUUACAAAAAAAAAACAAUUUUGUGUCUUCUGUAGCAUAUAACCCAACGCACAUGGAAAAGCUCUUUCUUCUGGGCAAAAGCUAUCUCCUAGCAAUAAUUUUAGGAUACACUUGUGAAAGGCACUAAAGCCAAGGGCUCUACAUCCU